Molecule: messenger RNA, 1527 nt
Organism: Clupea harengus (Atlantic herring)
Lineage: Eukaryota; Metazoa; Chordata; Actinopteri; Clupeiformes; Clupeidae
Product: collagen triple helix repeat-containing protein 1-like
Source: RefSeq, a predicted model, not a curated record
AUCUCUGUCUAUCAGAAGAUGGCCUGGUUUCCUCUUUAUGAGCCAGUGACCAAAAUCUUUUUUUUACAUCUGUGCUUGCAAACCACCCAGCCUCAAAGAAAGGAAAGAAAAUAUAUGUAACGCGAUCGACAGAAUAAAUACGAAGAUCGUUGGUUUGAGAUGUAAUUAAUUAGGCUACAUGCACAAUGACUGAUGUUACUAUUCAGAUAAGAUUGCAAAAUUACAAUUACUGUGGGUCAUUUAACACAUGUGAGAUUACUCAUGAAGUUGGAAAAAAGUUAUAGGCAGCGCACUGGUUUGGUACAAGGACAAACUCAGCGCCUCAGGAGGAGUUGGAGACAGAGGACCUUCGUUUCCAGUCUCUCGUUUCAUUUCUGCUCUCUCGCUACUCUCGGGAAAGGGGGUCUUUUAUGUUGCAGUCUACCUUUGGAUAAUGAAUAUGGUGUCCCCAACGACGCGACUAUUGAUUUUCUCCUGGUUAAUCUUCCCUCUUUAUGAAGCUGAGAAAAUGAGACAUAGAGGACUUCGUCAGAAGGAUGCGGAAUACAUCGAAAAAUGCACUGAGGACGACACAGGCAAACAGAACUGCACCAGGCAAUCAGAUGAAGCCCAAACUACCAACUAUAAAAUGCAGUAUUCCGGCUGCCUCCAAGGACCUGCAGGCACCCAAGGCAGAGACGGGAAUCCCGGCGCGAACGGCAUUCCCGGAACCCCAGGUAUACCCGGCCGUGACGGGUCGAAGGGUGAGAAGGGCGAGUGUGUGAGCGAAAUCUUUGAGGAGCCCUGGAGACCCAACUACAAGCAGUGCGCAUGGAAUUCCCUCAACUAUGGCAUUGACCUGGGCAAGAUCGCAGACUGCACGUUCACCAAGCUGCGGUCGGACAGCGCGGUGCGCGUGCUCUUCAGCGGCUCACUGCGGCUCAAGUGCAGGUCGGCCUGCUGCCAGCGCUGGUACUUCACCUUCAACGGGGCCGAGUGCGCCGGGCCGCUGCCCAUCGAGUCCAUCAUCUACCUGGACCAGGGCAGCCCCGAGUUCAACUCCACCAUCAACAUACACAGGACAACUGCAGUUGAAGGACUGUGCGAGGGCAUCCGUUCAGGCCUGGUAGAUGUCGCCAUAUGGGUGGGCACCUGCGGCGACUAUCCCCGUGGCGACGCCUCCACAGGAUGGAACUCCGUUUCCAGGGUGAUCAUCGAGGAACUACCCAAAUGACUCUUGCCACAUUUCAAUGUGAGAGACCAAACCUCAUAAGCACUAUGUGAUGUGAUGGAACUAGUCACUGCUAAACAAAGCUGACUGUUGGUCAAUUAUUAAACAUGUUAAUGGCGAAAACUGUCAUGACAACUGUGUAAUAUUUAAACAACGCUAUUUUUGUCAGGUUUACCCAAAUGUGAGUCAGAUGAGUCAGUGAUGACGUCUAAAGACAAUACACCUCUACUGUGAGAGUUCCUUAGUGCAUAAUUGGGCUAUGUUACUAUUCUUGACUUUUAUAUGCUUCUGUUAAUAAAAUCAUUUUUAUAAAGAGG